AUGUCGGGGAUUCUAGCAAAGCAAGAAACACCAUCACUGUGGCGCCGCAAGGCCGUAUCAUCACGAUGGAGAAGGACCAUUGUAUUCUUACUCAUGGUUUUCGCCUUUUUGUCGGCGCUGACUAUAACUUCCAAACAAAUCGGUCGAGUAUGCUAUGGGAACUCUUGCGGCAUGUUCGGAUUGCGGGAAAUGCUGCCCAAGUUCGCACCCGACAGAGCGCACAGUAACCCUGGGGACAACAUAGUCGACGACCGAGAUCCGAUACAGGGUCACAACAUGGCAGAGGACGCCAAGGCUUCAAUUCGCAGUGACGAUGAGUGCGCUCACUUCCCAGAUACCUCGAACGUUUUAAUACUCAUGAAGACUGGGGCAUCUGAGGCUUAUUCGAGGCUUCCUGUCCAUCUGUUGACAAUGCUAAAGUGUCUACCGAACAACUUCCUCCUAUUCAGCGACAUGGCCGAGAAUAUUGCCGGUCAUACUGUUUACGACAGUCUCGAAAAUGUGUUAGACUCGGUCAAGGAAAGCAACGGCGACUUCCACAUUUACCAUCGCCAGAACCAGUGUCCCAUUGCUCACGAGCAGUGUAACCGGGAUCACGAUGUUGGCUUUGAGGGGUGGAAUCUCGACAAGUACAAGAAUGUUCAUAUCGCGGAGAGGGCAUAUAAAAUGAGACCAAACUACGAUUGGUACUUUUUCAUCGAUGCUGAUACAUACGUCAGCUUCCCGACUCUGAUGGACUGGCUGCCUUCCGUUGAUUCAAACAAGCUUCACUAUAUCGGCCACCAGAAACAUUCUGGUACUUUCCCGUUUGCUCAUGGCGGUAGCGGAUACCUCAUGUCCAAAGCCAUAAUGCGCUCCAUGUUUUUUGGCAGAACGGGUGUCGCAAACAAGUAUGACGAGCCUACCCAGCAGGGCUGCUGUGGUGAUAUUAUGUGGAGUGAAAUCGUGCUCAACGAAACUGGACUGACUCCGGAGAACAUGUGGCCAGCCAUUAACGAGUUCAAACCACGCACCUUUAGUUACUACGAGGACCAGUGGUGCCAGCCUAUUAUCACAUUACAUCAUGUCAAUGGCGAGGAAAUCAACGAUUUAUACGCUUUUGAGAAAGAGCAAAAGUUUGCCCACAGGAUAACCAUCAAAGAUGUCUACAACCAGUUCGUGGCAGCCCACCUUCAAGAGGUGCAACCAGACUGGGACAAUGAGAGUGAAGACGUGUAUUAUUUGGAUGGAGAGGCCAGAGAGUACGAGGAGUCGGAGCUGGACAAGGCCAAGAAAGAAGACUUGUCGGAUCAGGAACGAGAAGCACAUAAGAGCCAUUCAGACUGUAGAGCAGCCUGUGAGGCACAAGAGGACUGUUUUCAAUGGAGGUAUCGAAAGGGCAUUUGCGGUUUAAGUUAUAAGAAGUUUAAGCAUGGUACUGCGGUAAAGCGGGACGACGACGACUCACAACGCGCCUUUAGCGGCUGGGAUAUGAAGAGGAUCAAGAAGUGGAUUAACGAACAAGGCGAUUGUGAUGGGCCGUAUCAAUGGCGCGUACAGGACAAUAAGGAGUAG
This is a messenger RNA of Pochonia chlamydosporia 170, 1554 nucleotides long. RefSeq names its product glycosyltransferase family 31 protein. Gene Ontology annotation, molecular function: glycosyltransferase activity. The transcript has 2 exons. Bases 1 to 1554 code for a protein of 517 amino acids. Gene Ontology annotation, cellular component: membrane. Lineage: Eukaryota; Fungi; Ascomycota; Sordariomycetes; Hypocreales; Clavicipitaceae. The record is from RefSeq and is a predicted model, not a curated record.